Symsagittifera roscoffensis is the source of this 1919-nucleotide messenger RNA. RefSeq lists its product as uncharacterized. The coding region runs from base 249 to 1409 and encodes 386 amino acids. Lineage: Eukaryota; Metazoa; Xenacoelomorpha; Acoela; Convolutidae. Gene Ontology annotation, biological process: regulation of transcription by RNA polymerase II; developmental process. Gene Ontology annotation, molecular function: RNA polymerase II transcription regulatory region sequence-specific DNA binding; protein dimerization activity; DNA-binding transcription factor activity, RNA polymerase II-specific. The record is from RefSeq and is a predicted model, not a curated record. The transcript is spliced from 2 exons.
CAAAAGCAACAUCCGGAAUUUCAACCAGUUUUUUCUCCGUAAAGUUGACAUCAUUAGUAAAGUUGACACAAAAAGUUGACAUCAUUAGAAAUAGUAAAACAAAAACAAUUUAAAAAAAAUUUCCUUGCUUAUUUUGAAAAUUGUUGCAAUAAUUAAAAAGCAAAACCUGCACACACUUUAAUUCGCCGAAAAUUCAAUUUCUUCGAAAAGUGCUGAAACCAAAAUCGGAUAUAUAAUUGGGGCCAAAAAUGGUUUUCGAACGAUCUGUGCCGAUAACUUCGCAAUGCAACGUCCAAUUCUCAGAUAUUAUCAAAAUACAACAACUUCAUCACCAGUCGGAAAAACUUCAGACCGAACUCAAAUUCGACCUGAACUCGGUCGGGGGUCAAAUACAAGCCGAUUCGGGGGGUCAACUUCCAUCCAUUCUUAUGCCUAUAGAUGAUGCGUCAAUGCUUAAACAUGGAAGUGACCUCUACAGCGGGAAUUCAUUAGUGGGAGCGUAUCAUUCAAGUAGUCACAACGAGUUUUCUGCUCUGAUGGCGGGUAUGGGGGGACAUCCUGCUGAUGGGGCUGAAUUUGGAUCUGUGGAAGGGGGGACUUCUGAUUUAAUGAAUUCUAUGAUGGAUGGAUUUGAAACUCAAACACAAUAUGGGCCAGUUUUCUCAAGCUCCGCUCAACAUUCCACACAACUGAUGACGUCAUCCCAAGGGUCAUACCUUCCCUCAUCAGUUGUGGACUAUCAGAACAACCCCCCUGCUCUUAUGGGGGGCCAACCGUCGCUCUACUCCCUUCCCUCUAUGCACCACCAAUCAGGAGGACUGUUACACGACGACCACGACUCAUUUCUUGGCUUCCAAUACGACAACAACAAGAAGCGCCGACGGCAGGCUACUCAAUCGCAACGACGAGCAGCGAAUAUUCGAGAACGAAAGCGAAUGUUGUCGCUGAAUGACGCUUUCGAGGAGCUUCGUCACAUCGUGCCGACGUUCCCACACGAGAAGAAAAUUUCCCGAAUCGACACACUCCGACUCGCAAUAAUUUAUAUCUCGUUUAUGACUGAUAUUUUGGCGGGAAAAGACGAAUCAGAUAUUGAAGUACGAAGCUUAAAACACGGUUGGACUUCAGUUCGCGAGAAACUUCAGCAACAAAUGGCGGCGCAGCAACAACAAGUAGCGGAAAACAUGGCCGCGGUAGUCGCGCAGCAACAUGCGGCGGUAGCGUUGUCAGCGCACCAAAUGGCCGCCGCAAACAACACGACAACACCCACUGAUAUGUCGCCUCUCGUCGGCGGAGGAGCUUGUCACCCGUACCCGAUGACAAAUGGAUACUCGGCUUGUGGCAGUGCUUCCGGAACCGAAUAUUUUGGAUUCGACUCGAACCAUAUUGCCGCAACUAAUAUGAUGUAUUGAUUUUGAUACUUAGCGAAAAAAACAAUAUUCAAAACUUUUCAGUAAACUUAUAUCAUCAAUCAGUGUAUCAUUUUGUUAGUUUUUUGUGGUACCAGAAAGUGCUCAGUUUUACUAUAUAUGUCCAUAUCACAUUCGCAUAAAUGGUUUGUAAAAUUUAUUUUCUCAUCGACAUCAAAAUAUCAGCUAAAAAGCCUGAUUGAAACAAAUAUCAGCGCUAGCUGCCAAUCAAAGAAGUGUUCCGCUAAUCAAAAGUGCAAUACUAACUGCCUUUCCAAACUGUCAUCAUCAUAAUCAUCAUCUGAAGUCGUAUCCAAUCAAAUUUGUUCCUGCCUUUCUUCAUAAUUCGCUUACUUUUUCUCCGAUAAAUUUGAAACGGGGAUUAGGGAAUUGAAAGGCUUUGUGGUGUUUUAAAUUCCAUAUUAAUACCAGUUUUUAUUUUUUUCUUCUAUAUAUCUUGACGCUAUUUUAUACAAAAUCUGAUGUGGUUGAAUUCAUUUUCUUUUAUUUUCA